GUCUCUUGCGUAUGAGGAUAACAAUUUCUCGAGAGCCUCGUCCUCCUGAAUCCCUCGUUUACACAGCAAAGAUCCUGCGAUACGGCUGAAUCCCGGGGAAACGCGACCCACAUGGUGAAAAUCCGUUUGGCAUAGAUGCAUACUCUGUGCAUACCGACGACUAUCAGCUGGACCCCGAUCCCACCCAACUGAGGGUAAAAAAGAAAAAAAAAAAAGAAAAGAAAAGAAAAGAAAGGGCCGCCUAUUAAACUUUUGCCGGCUUAUAUUCUGCUUCUGCCGUGCAUGGAAUGCGAAGUUGACGAAUCCCCGUCGUCGUGUUUAUCAGCUCCGGGUCUGUGCUGCUUGUCGUAUAUUACUUUUUAAAUGCCCGGUAUUUAUUUGUCGGGUUGCUAGUGGAUCGCAUAUCUAUUGUUUGACAAACACUGAUUGUGUAUUUGGGUACAUAGUCUCAUGAAGGGGACCGGGUUGUCGUCUUUUAUCCAACGCCCGCGGCGGCAAAAUGUCGCUCGUUCGGCGACUAUAGCGCUGCUGGGUUUGGCAGGAUUGUUGUGGCUAGGGAAUAAUUAUAAUAAUAUAAAUAAUGGUCAUGAUGUGAACCCUUUUGAUGACAUUCCGGGAGCAGGGUUUAGUUGGCAUCAGAUCACACCAUCUUCUUCCAUUGAAUACCAUGACUGUUUCGAUGGCUUUCAGUGUGCUCGACUCGAAGUCCCAAUGGACUACAACCGCGCCGAUGGACAAGGCCGCCGCGUUGCCGUUGCCUUGACACGAUUACCGGCCAAAGUGUCUGCCACGGAUCCGCGAUAUGGAGGAGCGGUUCUGAUCAAUCCUGGAGGCCCUGGGGGAUCAGGCGUGAUGCAGGUUCUAGUAGCCGGACGAGAUCUACAAACAAUCGUAGAUGCCGAAGAAAGCCCUGACGCAACCGGAAACACACCACAUACAAAAUACUUUGACGUGAUAGGCUUCGACCCCCGAGGCGUGAAUAACACAACCCCCGGCUUUAGCUGCUUCCCCGAUCUCUCUUCGCAGGUGGCCUGGGAACUGCAGAUGGAAGCAGACGGGAUGCUGGGUAGCUCAGAGAACUCGUUUAUGCGUCACUGGCAACGAGCGCAGGCACUAAACCAAGGAUGUUCAUUGAAUUUAGCGACACCCCCAGCCGGCGAGGAUGAAGCCCUAGGAAACCAUAUCAACACCGUCCCCGUCGCACGGGACAUGCUUGAGAUCAUCGAACGCCAUGCAGAGUGGCGCGAGAAACAAGGACAACUACAACAAACCCUCCAUGACCGAACACACGGCCACGACCCCGAACAACACAUUAUAACCCGUACCCGCUGGCACCGCAACGACGAAAAACUCCUCUACUGGGGCCGCUCCUACGGCACCGUCCUAGGAACAACCUUUGCAACAAUGUACCCAGACCGAAUAUCCCGCAUGGUCCUCGACGGCGUCGUCGACGUCGACAAAUACUUUGCCGAUAUUGGCCCAAACCCAAUCCGCGACGCAGACGCCAUAUUCGAUCGCUUCGGACUAUACUGCGACGAAGUCGGACCAGAUUCUUGUCCACUAUACACAACGGGCGGGCCAGAAUCCAUCAAAGAGGCCUUCCUAACCCUCGACGAGAAAGUACAUAAUGCCUCAAUUCCAGUAAUGGCAUCACCAUCUCACGGGCCAGAGGUAAUUACCUGGACUGAUAUCCGCAAUUUGCUCCGUGUCGCUCUGUAUCAACCGAUAUUCGCAUUCCCGCUGUUCGCGCAGUACCUGGCUCGACUGAGCAACGGCGAUGGCUCGGCCAUAGUUGAUUUUAAGCAGGUAAAUCAUCGUUCCUCGUGCCCGUCUAAUCAGUGUCAAAUGGCUGGACCGUGGUCGACGGCGUGUCGGGAUCCGGGGGAGAAUGAGAGCUAUGCGACUUCUGCGAUUCUGUGCUCGGAUGCGGAGUAUAUGGGUGAUGUUGAUGAGGAUGGGUUUAGGGAGUAUUGGGAUGAGUUGAAAAAGGAUAGUAAGAUGCUAGGCGAUUACUGGGCGCAUAUUAGGAUGUCUUGUGUUGGGUGGAAGGCUAGGGCGAAGUGGAGGAUACCAGGCCCCUUCACAGCAACCACAUCCAACCCACUCCUCCUUAUCAGCAAUACCCUCGAUCCAGUAACACCGCUCCACAGCGCAGAGAAAAUGUCUCGGAGCUUCUCUGGUUCUGUCGUUCUGCGACAGGAUUCUGAAGGCCAUACAUCCGGAGCAUCACCAUCACUCUGUAUCGCGAAGGGUGUUAGGCGAUAUUUUCAGGCUGGUGAGUUACCUGAUGCGGAUGUGGUUUGUGAGGCGGAUUUGAAGCCGUUGCUUGGGCCGACGACGGCGUCGUUGAUAGACAAGGAGGAGAGUAUGACUGAGAGUGAGAGGGUGUUGAUGCAGGCGAUGAUGAAUGAGGUGCAGAGGGUUAGGAGGAGGCCGUUAUAGGAGAUAGACAUAAUAAUUGCUGCAUGCUGUGAGACUACUUGAGAUAUAUAAUGUUAUACGAG
Messenger RNA from Aspergillus ruber CBS 135680, 2504 nucleotides. RefSeq names its product putative proteinase. The record is from RefSeq and is a predicted model, not a curated record. NCBI's taxonomy places the organism in Eukaryota, Fungi, Ascomycota, Eurotiomycetes, Eurotiales, Aspergillaceae. The transcript has 5 exons. The coding region runs from base 451 to 2442 and encodes 663 amino acids.